AUGUUACGCUCCUUAGUCAUCCCCCCACGCAAAAGCUCGGUUUCGACUGGAUCACGCAGCAAUUGUACCAUAACGCGGAUGACAUGUUCCAAGCCAACAACUUUCCAUCUCUAUCGUCUCUACACUUGGCGGGUUCAAAGGGAUUUGAACAUGCCAUUUGACCAAGUUAUCCGUAUCAUUCAAAGCAACGUCGUACACUACCUUGUUGGCGCAGCUUGGUCCAAGGAAUGGUCUGCUGUCAACGUCUUGUCGUCGGUUCCCUUGGACACUCCUUUGCUUCAAGAAGUUGGGGGAAAGAUCGCGUACGGUCGAACACAUCGCAGUGCUGAUGAAGACGUCAACUUUUUGUGUCGCGAAUUCACAGAAGACGGGAAACUUACGAUCGUGGCGCAGCACAUUCACGAAGACGAAAAUCUACCCCAAUGCAAGGUGCAGUGCAAUCGCAUGUUCUGGGCAACUGUGGACCGCAUCUCAGACGACGUCUCGACGCUGCUGUUCUUGAGCUCGCACUACUUCAACCAGUACGGGAGCGUGCCGUUCAACGAUGAAUGCCAUUACCACUGGGGCUUAGACCUGAGCCACAUCGAGGACGAGGCCGCAAAGUUGGCGGCAUUCCACCGGCACAUCGCCCGCGCCGGCAACGAAUUCGUCGGCGCGCUUGCGCCCCUCCUGCACUUUGUGUAA
Molecule: messenger RNA, 684 nt
Organism: Aphanomyces astaci
Lineage: Eukaryota; Oomycota; Saprolegniomycetes; Saprolegniales; Verrucalvaceae
Exons: 4
Coding region: 1-684 (227 amino acids)
Source: RefSeq, a predicted model, not a curated record